This is a messenger RNA of Striga asiatica, 345 nucleotides long. Lineage: Eukaryota; Viridiplantae; Streptophyta; Magnoliopsida; Lamiales; Orobanchaceae. The record is from the annotation of a GenBank genome assembly.
AUGGUGUUGUGGGCCCCAACGUUUUGUGAUGUGCAGCUUUACAAGACGCAGACGGAUUUCUUCCAAAAUGCAGAGUUUGAGUACAAAGGAGACGCGAAUUUGUGGAAUAAGGAUCAUAAUGCAAAGGCAAAUAAUAGUAUAGAGUUUGUGACGUCACCUAAUAAUCCGGAUGGGAAUUUGAGGGAGGCUGUGUUGCAAGGAGCAUCAGCUAGAGCUAUUUACGACCACGCUUAUUACUGGCCACAUUUUACAGCAGUUCCAGCCCCUGCAGAUGAAGAUAUUAUGAUCUUCACUAUUUCUAAACUCACUGGUCAUGCUGGAACCAGAUUUGGGUAUCUUAAUUAA